Solanum tuberosum (potato) is the source of this 767-nucleotide messenger RNA. Its product is annotated as transcription factor ORG2-like. Gene Ontology annotation, cellular component: RNA polymerase II transcription regulator complex. Lineage: Eukaryota; Viridiplantae; Streptophyta; Magnoliopsida; Solanales; Solanaceae. Gene Ontology annotation, molecular function: RNA polymerase II transcription regulatory region sequence-specific DNA binding; protein dimerization activity; DNA-binding transcription factor activity, RNA polymerase II-specific. The record is from RefSeq and is a predicted model, not a curated record. The transcript has 3 exons. Gene Ontology annotation, biological process: regulation of transcription by RNA polymerase II. The coding region runs from base 9 to 767 and encodes 252 amino acids.
UAGCAAAAAUGCUAGCCAUUUCUUCUCCUAUGUUUUCUACUAAUUAUAAUAAUUUUGGUUGGCUAUUGGAAGAUCCAAUUAGCCAACAAAUUAACAUUAAUCCCAUGGAACCUCUUCAUUCAUCAUCAUCAUCACAAAAAAACCUUCAACACUCUGAUUCAAAUAAAUUUGAUCAGAUUACUAUCAACGGUGGUGAUCAUCAUCAAUCUGAUCAGACGGUGAAGAAGCUUAAUCAUAACGCAAGUGAACGUGAUCGUAGAAAGAAUAUCAACGGCUUAUAUUCUUCUCUUCGUUCUUUACUUCCUCCUUCUGAUCAUACGAAAAAGCUAAGUAUUCCAUCAACAAUAUCAAAAAUUCUAAAGUACAUACCAGAGUUACAAAGUGAAGUGGAAAGAUUGGUUCAAAAGAAAGAAGAAUUUACAUCAACAACUAUUUCCAAUAAAGAAAAUUCAGGUGAUUUUAACAAGCAAAAAAGAAGAAGUGGAGGAAUUGAAAAUUCUUCAUUAGUUAUUUCAACAAGUAAAUUAGGUGAAAAAGAAAUAGUGGUUCAAAUAUCAACUUUGAAGAUCAAUAAAGGUUCAAUUGGUGAGGCUAUUUCACAAUUAGAAGAUGAAGGACUUGUUCUACUAAAUGCAACUUCUUUUGAAACUUUUGAAGAUAGAGUAUUCUAUACCUUACAUUUUCAGGUUGAAGGAAGUAUGGUGGUUGAGGUUGACAUGUUAAGAGACAAACUCUCAUAUUAUUUUGAGAAGGAAGACAAGUUAUAA